This is a messenger RNA of Triplophysa rosa, 3762 nucleotides long. RefSeq names its product 5'-nucleotidase, cytosolic IIa (gene nt5c2a). The coding region runs from base 66 to 1787 and encodes 573 amino acids. Gene Ontology annotation, molecular function: 5'-nucleotidase activity. The record is from RefSeq and is a predicted model, not a curated record. NCBI's taxonomy places the organism in Eukaryota, Metazoa, Chordata, Actinopteri, Cypriniformes, Nemacheilidae. The transcript is spliced from 19 exons.
GCGGAGAUAGCGCAGAGCUGCAGUUGUUGCUCACUGAAGGCUGCGAGACUUAAUAACUGUUAAAGAUGACGACAUCUUGGAGUGAUCGGCUCCAAAAUUAUGCUGAACUUCCAGCCAACAUGGAUGGUUUAUCAAUGAAGAAGUACAGAAGAGAUGUGCAUCACAGCUUACCGCAGGAACUGGCCCAUUGUCAUCCUUCUAUGAGAGUAUUUGUCAACAGAAGUUUGGCAAUGGAGAAGAUCAAAAGCUUUGGCUUUGAUAUGGAUUACACUCUAGCAGUGUACAAAUCUCCAGAGUAUGAAUCACUUGGCUUUGAUCUGACUGUGGAAAGAAUGGUUUCCAUUGGUUACCCACAAGAGCUGCUAAACUUUGUCUAUGAUCCUGCUUUUCCAACAAGAGGCUUGGUUUUUGAUGCAUUGUAUGGAAACCUGCUGAAAGUAGAUACAUACGGAAACAUCCUUGUGUGCGCUCAUGGUUUCAACUUCCUCCGUGGUCCAGAGAUAAGAGAGCUUUACCCAAAUAAAUUCAUCCAGCGUGGAGAUACAGAGCGAUUCUACAUCCUCAACACACUCUUCAACCUACCAGAGACGUACCUCUUUGCCUGCCUGGUUGACUUCUUCACUAGUUGUGCCAGAUACAAAAGUUGUGAAACAGGCUUUAAAGAUGGAGAUCUGGAGAUGUCCUUCAAGAGUAUGUUUCAGGAUGUCAGAGAUGCUGUGGAUUGGGUCCAUUUCAAGGGGUCACUGAAGGAGAAGACAGUCGAGAAUUUGGAGAAAUAUGUGGUGAAGGAUGCCAAAUUGCCCUUGCUUUUAAGUCGAAUGAAUGAAGUUUCCAAAGUGUUCCUUGUUACCAACAGUGAUUACAAGUACACAGAUAAAAUCAUGACAUACUUGUUUGAAUUUCCACAUGGUCCAAAGGCGGGUACACCUCAUCGGCCCUGGCAGUCCUACUUUGACCUCAUUUUGGUGGAUGCCAGAAAGCCUUUGUUCUUUGGGGAGGGAACAGUCCUGAGACAGGUGGACACGACCACUGGGAGGCUGAAGAUCGGGACAUAUACAGGUCCCUUGCAGCAUGGCAUAGUGUAUUCUGGUGGUUCCUCGGACAUAGUGUGUGAUCUGCUGGGAGCAAAGGGGAAGGACAUUUUGUACAUCGGCGACCACAUCUUUGGGGACAUCCUUAAGUCAAAGAAGCGUCAGGGCUGGAGAACAUUUCUGGUGAUUCCUGAGCUGGCUCAGGAGCUGCACGUGUGGACUGACAAGAGCUCACUGUUUGAAGAGUUGCAGAGUCUGGAUAUUUUCUUGGCAGAGCUCUACAAGCAUUUGGACAGUAGCAGCAAUGAGAGGCCUGAUAUCAGUUCACUUCAGAGGAGAAUUAAGAAAGUAACCCAUGACAUGGACAUGUGCUAUGGGAUGAUGGGAAGCCUGUUCCGCAGUGGCUCUCGUCAGACUCUGUUUGCAUCUCAAGUGAUGCGUUACGCUGAUCUGUAUGCUGCGUCCUUCAUCAAUCUCCUGUACUAUCCCUUCAGCUACCUGUUCAGAGCCGCCCAUGUACUGAUGCCUCACGAGUCCACCGUGGAGCACACUCACGUGGACAUUAAUGACAUGGAGUCGCCCAUGGCAACACGCAACCGCCACUCAAUUGACUUCAGAGAGAGAGAGUGUAAGAGACACCAGCUGACCCGCUCCAUAAGCGAGAUCAAUCCACCCCACCUCUUCCCUCAGACCCCGCAGGAAAUCACCCACUGCCACGAUGAAGAUGACGACGAAGAGGAGGAAGAGGAAGAAUAAGUUGACCUUUGACAUCACUGUUAACUGGAUUCUGGUUCUUAACACAUGCAUCUUCUAUUUCAAAAAGUAUGUUUAUAGCAUUCAGCCAUAUAUUUUAAAAGAUAUAAGAGUAUGUUUAUUUCUUGCACUGUCUAUUCUAAAGAUUACUGUACCAGUUUCAGUAUUUAGAGUUUAAUGUCUGAUGAGAGUAUGAAGCUGAACUGGGGCUUUUGUAAAUCCGGCUUCUUAUUUUUUAAUAAGGUAUACUGUAUUUGUCUGUGAGCCCUGGUCUCACUUAAAAAUGCAAUGGAAAAUGUUUGUUUUGGUAACAUGGUGAUGUGAAUACUCAACAAAUGACAUUUGCAUGAUAUUAAGGGAACAUGUAAAACAGUUACAAAUUCUGUCGCUGGUCUAUUUAAGCUUGUAUAGCAUGCUUACACUCUUAUUGUGGCUUCAAGGAGUAUAAUAGAUUGCAUAUUUUCAGCAAUGAGCCACAGAGCAUGCUGGGAAUUAUUACUUUAGUGAUGUCACAGCAACAAUGAAAGCUUAUCCAGUACAAAGUUGCUCCCCUCUGACUGAUCUUUUCUUUCAUUAGAACUGUUAGAAUGCAAAUCGCUGUCAUGUUAUUCGGUGAUCCGAGCAUACAUUGAAAUAAUGCAACUGUUGCCAUUUUAUGCAUCGGUGAAGUGUUGGUUACAGGGUUUCAGGUUUCUUAGGAGUUGUAGGAUUCAACCUCACCUUUACAUUGGUUACUAAACACUUGGAGGAAAAAGCCAACGCUGAAAUUUGUCUUAUGCACUCGCCAUGGUCACUGUGUUAUUAGACCUUGAAUCUAGAUCAUAGAUUAUUUACUAUUUUUAUAUCCAGCGGUAUAUUGUUCUACCGGAUGUUUUCAAAUGAAUAUUAAAAUUUGAAGUAACUUUGUUUGACAUUAGUGUAAACAGCAUAGCAUUUGGUUGUAGAAGGUGAUUUAGGAUUAAAAGCUGGUUUGAAUGUAUUGAGUUGCACUUGCCAAUGGACACAAAGCAUUGUGGGUGACAGUGGACCAAAAGAAGGCUCAUCCCUUAAUCACACUCGGUCAUAACAAAGGUUUCUUUGCUGUUGUAAUGUGUACCGGGGUAGAAACUACAGUAACUAACUAGUCUCAUGGACCUGGACCCAUGUUUGCUUGUGUGUCAUAAACUUGAUCAGGGUUCUGUUAUGUAAAGGGUUAACCUUGUUUUUUGAUUGACACAGAGCUCAAGCCCAGCAGUGGUUUUGUUUUGUUUUGUUUUUGCUUGAGUUGCUUGUUGCUUUGAAUUAAUACCAAUGUGCAUCCAUAUGUAAAACUGUAACCUAACUGUAACUUUUGGUUUGUUUGUAACAGUAUUUCGAAAGAAAAAAUGGGAAUGUGGUUUACUCAAGUAAACGUUGCCAUUAUAAUUUAUAAAGAAGCAUAGAGAGUGAAGUGAUGCAUCCAUAAUUGAAGACUGUUCAGGAUUUUGACAAACUACAGAUUUUCUUGAGGAUUAUAGAGAUUUUAUGGCUUUACUGCGUAAUUUUGAUAUAUUUGAGUUUAUAAAAUUGUUACUUUAACAAAAUGACAGCCUUUUUUAUGUUUGAUCGUAGGUUAAGUUAAAUCUACUGUACAUGGGGGCUUAUUUGCAUUCAUUAUGUUUGAUUUGUCUGUAUUUUAUAAUUGUUUGACAUCUCUGGGUUUGUUUGAUUUUGUGUGAAUUGAAAACAGUGCUGCCCAAUGUGUGUGAAUUCAAAAUAGUUUCCUUUUUUUAUCAACAUGCAUUUUUUCUGUUUUUUUUCUGUUGUGCUUUACAGGGAGAACUGUAUUUACAGACAAUGUGACGACUGUCGUUUUACUAUAGAAAUAAAUCAGAAUGCUGUCAUUACUUUACAGUUUUUUCCCCAUCUGUAAAGUGUGCUACACACUGGCUUGGUUUUCAUAUUAUGUCACUUAAUAUAAAAGCGGUUAUGUGAGAAUAAAGGGCAAAUCUGUUUUGCA